AUGGCAAACGCCCGUCUCUACGAAAGCCCGAGUCCUACGAAACGAAAGAGAAGUAGUAGUCCGAAUGUUCCGAUGCCAGUCUUGAAUACCUCAACAGUUCCAGAAGUGAAACGAAGGAAGCGCGAAAUGUCCGAGGAAGGUUGUCACUCACCUAAGACGAAGGAAAAUGUCGAAAUGACGGAUAGGAAAGAACAGAUCGUUGAUCUCACUUUAGUUCGAGAGACAAUCGACUCUGAGCUCAGCCUCGAGAUACUCAUGAAGCAUAACGAAUUGCGCCUAAUCGAGACCGAGUUGGCCAAAUGUCAGGUCUCUCUCGAACAGUUACGUCGCGUUCACUUAAUACCAUUUCCAGGCGUUCAAAGUACGGGAACCCAAGUUUCGCCCGAGUCGAUGGUCAAUGUUAGUGCUGGUACUGGUCCAGCAGUCUGGAGUGGCGACAAAGUUCCGAAAUGGGCUCCACCAUAUGGAAUUACGGAGGGGCCCUACACGAGACAUUGGGCAAAAUGGUUAAUUCCCGAUCCGGCUUUUGAUGGUUUAGAUGUUAUUGAUUCACGUGCAGGUCCAGGAAGGCCACGCGCUGCCAAGAUGGUACCGGAAGGGAGAGCUACUAGAAAUAGUAUAGCUGACGGAGGUAAUUUUUCAACUAAAUCAAGAUCACAUCGUGGAUCUGGUCAAAGUUUACAAUCUCUUCCCAGCGGUCACACUCAACAAAAGAAAGCUGGACCAUCCAUUCUCAAGCGUAGUGAUGGUAAAACCGUGAAGCUUGUUUGUUUGGAUUGUAAUCGCGAAGAUUUCUCCAGUACUCAAGGUUUUAUCAAUCAUUGUCGCAUUGCUCAUCAUCGUGAGUUUAAGAGUCAUGAAGAGGCUGCUCAGACUAGUGGACAGAUUAUCGAAGUCGAUGAGGUCGGCGCAACUCCUGUCCUAGAGAAGAGCCCAAGUGUAGCAACUGGUGAUCUCGUUCAUCCUCUGAUCAAAAGUGCGCCAGUCGAUCAAGAAGCUUAUACUGCUCUUCUUUCUCGUAUCGAUGAUUCUAUGAAUCUAUAUCUACAAGGCAGGCUUCCUGGUGUGACAUCGAUUCCUGGAAGUGCAAACUCGUCACCACAAAAGAAACUCGAUGUGAAGCCCAAAGUGCAACCUGCAAAUCAAAAAUUCGUACCAUCAACCGCUACACCUCAUCUUUCCGAGUUAUUGAAAAGCCGAGGUUUCGGUGGUGAUCUUGAUGAAAUAGUUGGUGAUGCGAUAACACGUGUUACCAUGGAUGAGCCUUCAUCGUCCGAUGAGGAAUCUUCUGAUGAUGAAGUAAUCGAAACACCAACUGUUGCUAUUCCUUCACGCCGUCCCGGUGGAUUUGAUGGUUCAGUAGAUACACCGAUGACUGGUAUGCGUCUACCAGCACGGGCUACAAUGUCACCCGCAAACUUUGGUAGACCAACAAGCAGCAAAGGUAUUGAUGCUUCGACGAGAUCAGGUCUCGCCCACAUCUCACCUCAUCCAUCUUAUGCUACCCUCAAUACGUCCAUGGCCGCACCGGAAAUCAGACAUAAUCGUCCACAGCCUAUCAAUACCCGAAAUCACGAUCACGAUGGAGAUAUUGAUAUGGGUAUGGUUAUUCCCGAUGCAUCCUCCAUUAUUGACCUGAGUCCCAACACGGUUGUUAGUAACAACGCUCCUAGUCUCGUCAGUGAUGAUGGAGAAUACGACGAAGGUGAUGAUGAUGCAGAUAGUGUAUCAUCAGAGGAUGCUGACGAGGGUAGUGAUGUAGCUGAAAUCGAUAUCGAGGAUGGCGAUGGGGAAAAGGUGGUCGGAAGCUCGGUGCUAGGGAGAUCGAGAUCGCAGGAUCGGUCGAAGAAAGAUGAAAAACAUGUUACGUUUGUGAGGGAGGUGCAGGAUACAAAUUCUAAUCAUGCUGCAAAUAAGAAAGCGAGGUCUUCGAGGUAG
Molecule: messenger RNA, 1938 nt
Organism: Sclerotinia sclerotiorum 1980 UF-70
Lineage: Eukaryota; Fungi; Ascomycota; Leotiomycetes; Helotiales; Sclerotiniaceae
Exons: 1
Coding region: 1-1938 (645 amino acids)
Source: RefSeq, a predicted model, not a curated record